GAGAGAAAACUUAUUCAUCCCAUUUUCUUCCAAUUGUACUGAUAUGUUCUUAACAGUAAGUGCUUUUUUCUGUGUAACAGCAUUUCAGAUAGAAUUUCAAGAAUAACUUUGCAUCUAGAUUUUUCCCUUACCUGCAUUUAACAGGAAUUUUAUUCCUUCUAUGUAAAUUUACUUAUGUACUUCAGAAAUUAUCCACUUACCACAAGUGCACAGCAAAUAAAAGAAGUGUUCGAAAAUCAAAUUACCAGUUACAAAACAACAAUUACUAAGCCAAUAAAAAUAUGUUUAUCUACCAAUAAAACAUUUGUGACUGGUAUGUUCAACAAAGAUGUAAACAAAAUUGAGCAGCUUGUAUUCUGUUCAUUCUUGAAAAUUGAUUGUAAAUUUAGUCACUUCACAUCUGUAAAACGUUCGGCUGAACUUUGAAUUUACUAAGUAACAUGCUUUUAUGUAACUUACUUAGAAAAUAAAUUCAAUAAAAACUCAAAUUGGAAGAGAUUUGUUCAUUUGUUAGCUACUAUCAACUGUUGAAUUCAUUGAAAAGAGUCAUGGAGACAGAGAAUGUUGGUAGGUCAAGUGGAUCAUUUUGGUGUAGUUGUGUUCUCACAGCUAUAUGCUUUAAUUACAGAGCUUCAGUGUGAAGUGAUAUCGAUGUCAAGGCUGAAGAUGUCAGGAAUGAAAGAAUGAAAGCUUCAUACUCAAACCACCCAUCUCAGAGAAUACUGAUACAUUUAUACGAUUCAUAGCUCAUGUUGAAGACAAUGCACUUAUUCCAAAUAUUCUCCCAAGACCUCAUUAAGGACCAGAACCAGAACCAUGAGUUUACGAAGUAAUCUAGUAUACCGUUUGGUCACUAGGAAGGGACCCAAUGGCAUAAGAAUUCUAACUUCCAUUUAUUCGCGAUUUACAUGCUGAUCGCCAACCAAUGACAUCGGUCAACAUCUGUCCGCAUACCUAACUUCGUAAACCCUACUAUACACUAAUUCCCACUAGAAUUGAAAGUAACUUCAUCCUGUAAAGCCCAUUUAUGUGUACACAUCUGCUGUCGAAGCUAAUAUACGGAGGACAGGUGAUUUCAUUUUUACAGUUUAUAGAUAACAAAUAAGUAAUACCCAGGUGAAAACUGUAAAAAUACGAAUCCUGCACUCCUUCAAUAAAUAUCUGUCUUGAACAUACAUCAGAAAUUCUUGUCAUACUAUAAUUAAACUACUGGGUAAUGAUUCAAGAAGUGAAAAUCUGGAUGACUCUCUCUAAAUCAAUUUCAUCAAUCUAAAAAAUAUAUAUGAAAACGAAAUUAAUGCACAUAUCAACCAAUAAGUAUGACUAUCUUCAACGUUAAAAAAAAUGAAUAACACUACGUAACUAACAUUCACUGACACUUAAAGAUAGCAUCAAAAUGAUUUGAUUAUUCAGUUAUAUUUAUUACUUGUGCAUUUAUCACAAUCAUACUCAAGUAUUCAGUGUUUAUUAUAGUGAUAAAAAUCUAAGCUGACUAACGCUUUUUCUUUCUUUUGAUCGAUAAAUACACAAGUGAAAUAUUUGUGUGUUCAUU
This is a messenger RNA of Trichobilharzia regenti, 1552 nucleotides long. The record is from the annotation of a GenBank genome assembly. NCBI's taxonomy places the organism in Eukaryota, Metazoa, Platyhelminthes, Trematoda, Strigeidida, Schistosomatidae.